Messenger RNA from Mytilus californianus (California mussel), 2383 nucleotides. Its product is annotated as activating signal cointegrator 1 complex subunit 2-like. Bases 32 to 2284 code for a protein of 750 amino acids. Gene Ontology annotation, biological process: regulation of DNA-templated transcription. The transcript is spliced from 17 exons. Gene Ontology annotation, molecular function: ubiquitin binding. The record is from RefSeq and is a predicted model, not a curated record. NCBI's taxonomy places the organism in Eukaryota, Metazoa, Mollusca, Bivalvia, Mytilida, Mytilidae.
UAAAAGAGAAAGUUGCAGUCUGCAGUGCAAGAUGGAUUUUAAUAUCCCAUUAGACAAACAGAAUGUCAUUGUUGAAAAUAAAGGACGGAAAGAAAAUGUGUCACUUUUGGAUCCCCGUUGGAAAGAAGAUUUACAGUUUGUUUCCUAUCAAGCACCACCAGUAAAUAAUGGAGUAGCUAUGGAGGAAUGGAAAGAUAGAUUGAACUUUAUUUCUGAGGAUUUACACUGGCUAUUACAACAACCCCAUGAUAAAUUUUGGUGUCAGGUGAUACAUGAUAACACUUUACAGAACUUAUUGGAUACAUACCUACGAUUUUCACCUAGGUCAUAUGAUGUGAUAUACCACUUGACAGAUGAUAUACAGUCCAUACAUAAUGAGGUCCAUAGACUGGUGUUUAUGACAUGUUUGAGAAUGGCAACAUUUAAAGAGUCACAGGAACAUCAUAUAACACCUAGUGUGUUUGGUGAGAUCGUGUAUGAAAACUUUUUAUUUGACAUUCCUAAGAUAUUUGACCUUUGUGUACUGUAUGGCGAGGGAAAUGGUCCGCUGUUGACAAAGAUGGUAGAUAACAUUUUCACUCAGCAACCAAAAUAUAAUGAUGAUUUAUGCUGUGCUAUUCCUACAGUCAUACAGGUCUUUCAUGAUAUUGCAGAAAAAUGUGGAAUUUCAAUAGACAAACAUGGAAGUUUGUCACCACAGAAACUAAGCAGUCCAAGGACAGAUAACUCUCCAUUAAUAACCAUGCUUAUCUCAGAUUUCCAGGAUAUUGUUCUAUAUUUAGCAGAUAUAGCCUUGACCUUGGCAAAUUUCCUGGAGAUCCAUCCUCAGUCCUGUGACCUGUUCCUCCAAGAACUGUUUAUACCUAGGUUAGCAGAGUUCUAUGAUGCUGUUUUUCCUGAAAUCUCUCAAGCACUGAAGAUGAGAAUGUUUGAAAACAAGGACCAUCAGAAGUUACUGAAGAGAAAAUUAAAGCAAGCCUCUGUUUCCUUUAUGAAGGUUGUGAAUUCUAUUGUCACUCAUUGUUUCAUACAGCCUGUUUUGGAUCAAAGUGCAAAGAAUACUGACUGUAUAGAAGGAUUUAUAGAAACUUUUUCUGCCUUACUGGGAGACAGAAGAUUUCUUGCUGAUUUUGAUGGGUGUUACCAAGUACAAGUGUAUUUAGAUAUCAUAACACAGUCUACUUGUGAUGUUGAUGAGACAAGGAUCCAGUAUAUUCAAGAAGCUGUUCACUCAGCUUUUGCCACCUAUGGUAAGAGAAGAAAACCAACAGGAGGAAUGAAUAGAGGAGGAAGAACCAGUCCAGAUGGAUCCCCAGAACCUUUGGUAGCAGCAGGAGGGGCACCUGCAGGGAACCAGAGCACACAAGAUGAUUAUGCUGCAUCUUAUAGUGAAUAUGAAGGAGCCUGUAGUGAGCCAAGGAAGACGGGAGUAGAACUGGAAUCUUUAGUUUCUUCAGUUAAAGAUUUGUUACCAGAUCUUGGAGAGGGUUUUAUAGAGUUGUGUUUUGAGGAGAUGGGAUACAGCAUGGAGAAAGUAAUUAAUGCUGUGUUGGAAGAAAGAUUACCACCAUCUUUACAAGAUAUUGAUAGAAAUCUUCCCAGGACCAAGCCAGAAGAGACUGUUCUGACCAAGAGACACAAUGUUUUUGAUGAUGAUGAAUUUGAUGUAUUCAGAAAAGAUGAUAUUGAUACAAGUAAAAUACAUAAAGGAAAAAGUAGCAAAUCAGACAAGGUAGACCUGGAUAUUAAACCAUCAGAAAACAUGAAGCAGCAACUGAAUGAGAUGUAUGGGUACCAGUUAGAGGAAGUAAACAGGGAUGAGAAUGAGAUGUAUGAUGAUGAGUACGAUGAUACAUAUGAUACUAAUAAUGUUGGAGCAUUUGAUGCUGACUCUGCCGAUGAACUCACCGCUAGAAGACCUUUUACAAUACCUAGAAUACUUGGAGGCAAAAGGGAAGAUGAUGGCAACAGUAAUUCUGAGUCGGAUUCAGAGGAGUCAGACAGUGAUAAACCAAUUAGAGAUGAGUUUUGUCAGAAUCCAGCACUUUUGAGACAAAGAGCUGAGGAGCGUGCUCGAUGGCAGGCACAGAGAAGAGGAGGUCGAGGUCAUCACCGUGGUCAAAAUAGACCAUCAAAUCCAGAUGGUGCUGAAAGAAAACGUGAUGUAGUUGGGAAACCAAAAGGUCAAGGUCAGGAUGCCAAAGUUUCACAAAAUAGGAGAUGGAAGGAGCAGCACAAGGGAGGAAACAGACGUCAGAUGGCAGAUAGAAAACGCAUGGCAUAAACUUUUCUUGGUGUAAUUCUUUUCGUGUGCAAUAUGAAUAUACAUUUAUUUGAAAAAAUGUAAACGGAAUUUUAAAUUAUUAAAAAUCAAGCAUUUAGA